AAACAGAAGCACUAGGAGUUGGUUUACUUCUUGGCGUGGUUACGUUGUUAGAAAGUCAGCUGAAUUGUCCGUCACCUUGAUGAGGUUAACCAGCCUAUAUAAUCGCAGUGUUGCAGUGCAUUUUAAAAUAACAACCUGGAAUGUUUAAUUCUGGCUUCUGUGCAUGUUAAAUACGUGGCCGGAAUGUCGUGGAAUACUUGUGAUCAUUAACGUGGAUGGCGGCGCCCGACAUUUAUUUAAUGAACAUAGGUCUGUGGUUCCUGGCGGACGGGGCGGGACGAUGGGAGGCGGCGGGAGCAAAGACGUCACGUUUUCGCGGGUGAAGAGGAAGACGGCGCCUGUGGCGUCACGGCCUGGUCGUUCCAGGACAGGUCCCUCCCGGCCCCGCCCCAAAGCAUCCUCCUCCAAGCCCCCGGCCAGCAGCAACGGCAGACGCUCCACCGGUCUGUCUGGGGGCUCCACCGGUCUGUCUGGGGGCUCCACCGGUUCGUCUGGGGGCUCCACCGGUCCGUCCGGGGGCUCCACCGGUCCGUCUGGGGGCUCCACCGGUCCGUCCGGGGGCUCCACCGGUCCGUCCGGGGGCACCACCGGUCCGUCCGGGGGCUCCUCCUUCGCACCCUCUUCCUCCCUCUCUGCCCCCUCCCACCCAGCUCCUGUGACGGAGCCUGCCCCCAGCACUGGUGGCACUCAGAUUUUGGUGGCCUUGUAUGACUACGAGGCCAGAACAUUUGAUGACCUUUCGUUCAAAAAAGGGGAUCUGUUUCAGAUCAUUAAUAACACGUAAGUCUCGUCCUGCUUUGGGCUCGGGGGGCGGCUGUACAGGGGGGUA
Anguilla rostrata (American eel) is the source of this 829-nucleotide messenger RNA. RefSeq names its product sericin-1-like. NCBI's taxonomy places the organism in Eukaryota, Metazoa, Chordata, Actinopteri, Anguilliformes, Anguillidae. The record is from RefSeq and is a predicted model, not a curated record. Gene Ontology annotation, molecular function: protein binding. The transcript is spliced from 3 exons. The coding region runs from base 164 to 784 and encodes 206 amino acids.